AUGAAUACCAAUUCACAGAUUGCUAGUAAUUGUUUUAGUGGGGAUUCUGAUCACUUGGAUGCUAUCAGUUGGUUGAAUCUUUGUUCUGGGAAACUAUCAAAGACAGUGUUUGAUCAGUUGUUGUUUUUUCUUUGGGGAAUUUGGAAAGAAAGGAAUGCAAGAGUGUGGGAAAAUAAAAUCACUUCAGCUUGUGAUAUCGCUCUCAUAGCAUCUAUCAGACUGAGUAAUUUCAUUUUUCACAAUACGAAGCCACAAAGUACUCAUGGGGCUAGAAAAAUUUUGAAGUGGAAAUGUCCUCCUCUAGGUUGGUUGAAGGCGAAUAUUGAUGGAGCUUACAAUCCUGUGUCUGGCAGGGCAGCUAUUGGAUUCUUGGUUAGAGAUUCUCAGGGGAUGUUUUUGGGAGCAGUUGGGAAGGUGGUGACUCAUGUUCAAUCUGUUGAACAUGUUGAACUCAUUGCUUGUAGGGAGGCAGUGGAUUAUGUGUUAGAACAUGGGCUUUUUCCUAUGUUGUUGGAGACUGAUUGUUUGGUUUUGAAACAACAAUUGUGUCAAGAGGAGCUGCAGAAUUCUUCGAAUCUUGGAAGGUUAUAUGAGGAUCUCAGACUAGAUUUAGAUGCAGGGCAUUAA
Messenger RNA from Rosa chinensis, 627 nucleotides. RefSeq lists its product as uncharacterized. Lineage: Eukaryota; Viridiplantae; Streptophyta; Magnoliopsida; Rosales; Rosaceae. The record is from RefSeq and is a predicted model, not a curated record. The transcript has a single exon. Gene Ontology annotation, molecular function: RNA-DNA hybrid ribonuclease activity; nucleic acid binding. The coding region runs from base 1 to 627 and encodes 208 amino acids.